AUGUCAACUCCAUCCAAGAAAACAAAAGCCGCCAAACGCGACCCCCAAGAGAACAAGAGUGCCGACGCUUUGGACGAAACCCCGUCCGGAAUCACAAUUGUCUCGCCAGCAGGAGACGUCGUACUACUCGUUCAACGGGAAACCUCCACACAAGAGACAUGCAAAUACAGAGUCGACUCGAGCACGCUGAAACAUGCCUCGACCUACUUCAGCCGACUCUUUGAUCCCACCUUCCAAGAAGGCACCCAAGUGGCAGGCGUCCACCAACAGCUCAAGACCAAAUAUAUAACUCUGGAUGCAUCCGUACCCGCCGAUGAACUUCCUCAAGUCAAGAUCGUAGACGUUGGUCGCAUCUCGCCUUCAGUCAAGACCAUCAAGCCCCUCAUGGCUGACUUCUUGUGCGCUCUGCACGCGCGCAACUUGACCACCCCCACUCCACCUCUGGCCAACGUCGCAAAUCUCUGCAUCGUAGCCGAUCGUUUUGAUUGCCUCGUACCGUGGCGUGCGUACUGCAAGAACCACAAAAUGAUUGCCGCUCUGGACGCAAGAUCAAAAGUUGCUAUAUCGUGGACAGAAGAGCGCACACGCCAACGCUUGCUGGUCGGCAUAUUUCUGGAGAAUGCAAGCUGGGUAUACCAGGCAUCUCUCCGUCUAAUACACCGUGGCUGGGUCGGUCGCGAACCCCAAGACGACGCCGCGCUAUGGUGUGAUCUUCCCGCAGGCAUCGAAGACGAAUUGCUCUUCCGCCGGGACUGCAUACUCGAGACCACGCAAUCAAUACAAACACAUUUCCUCACUCUAUACACAUCUCGAGAACGACAGUGUAAACUCGGCUACACUUCCAGCGCCGAGUGCGACAUGUUCCAGCUGGGCCAGACCAUAAAGUUCUUCAACCGCAUCAACACCCUCUCAUUACAAGGCACGAUUUUUGCAACCUCUGAUGCGCCUGAGCCCUACGAUGGCGAUAUCCUGGAUCUGGUCGAUAGCUUCAAGCAAGCUCCCGAGUACCAGGUCGACACCAAUCACCACCACUGCGGCAUCCGCACGCGCAUCAUGCCUUUGCUGGAUCUCUUGGUGCUUGCUUUGGGUGAGGUAGGCGUGUGCUGGUGGUGUUGGCACGAGUGCAGACACGACUACGCCUGGUCCAAAGUCAAGAGACCGCUGAUGUGGAAAAAAGACUCUGCGGGUGCGAGUAUGCAUCAGCAUUACAAGAACCGGCAAGCUCAGAGUCAUUUGUUCAAGCAUCUGGACACUAGAGAUCUUUUCAUGGCUAACCAAAGGCUUUGGACGGGUUGA
Molecule: messenger RNA, 1296 nt
Organism: Aureobasidium namibiae CBS 147.97
Lineage: Eukaryota; Fungi; Ascomycota; Dothideomycetes; Dothideales; Saccotheciaceae
Exons: 1
Coding region: 1-1296 (431 amino acids)
Source: RefSeq, a predicted model, not a curated record